Abrus precatorius (Indian licorice) is the source of this 3988-nucleotide messenger RNA. RefSeq names its product zinc finger protein ZAT4-like. Gene Ontology annotation, biological process: regulation of DNA-templated transcription. The record is from RefSeq and is a predicted model, not a curated record. NCBI's taxonomy places the organism in Eukaryota, Viridiplantae, Streptophyta, Magnoliopsida, Fabales, Fabaceae. The coding region runs from base 1779 to 2522 and encodes 247 amino acids. The transcript has a single exon.
CAAAAACUUUUUGUAUUUUAAAUAAUACAUACAAAGUUGUGCCCUCAAAAACAAUAGUAAUACAUACGAAGCUUAUCCAGAGAAUGAAACACGUGACAACACAAAAUAAAACGAAUAACCGCCUUUUUUUCACAUGUCAAUGUCAUCAGCCAAGUAUUCUACACUUCUUCUACCACUUGGAUUCCUGUAGGUGUAUGUGUAUCAACAGAGCGCAUACUUUUCCCUCUUUCCAUUUCGGAAGAGUGAAGGUAGACAAUAUAAUUUAUAAUUACUUACAAAUAAGAUGAUGUUUGCUUGCUUGCUCAAUAAAUAAUAAGAGAGGGAAUUUAUUCAAUUUGAGAAGUGUUUUAUAUGGGAGAGAAAAAAUUAGAUUAGAACUACAGAAAUGUUUCUGACAUAAGCAACAAUUCACACUGAUGUUAGUGAAUUAUGCAAGGCUCAGAAAGCACCACUGAGCAGAAGUUCAGCCCCUAAUUAUACUAUAGCAAGGUCAUUAUAGACUCUACAAUCUUGGUUUUACUAGUCACCAGUCAAAAGUCUGUUAUAUUUAUACAACAGUGUUAAUAAAUCAAGCUGCAAUCUUCCCCCUUCCUUCAAUUUGCUUUUCCAAUCAUUAAUUUAAAGGAAGCUAGACAUCUAAUACAGGUUCGUGCUUCUUCUGUCAACCAUGACAUAUCAAUGUCACUGUCAAUGUGAAUCCACUUACAAAAACUAGGCUUAAAUCCAAUAGGAGAAUCUCAUGCAGGACAGAAGGAAUUGUUAAUUGCAGGAUGAAGUCAAUAUAUAAUCAAGCAAAACAAAACACCAAAAGCCAAAAAGAAGAGAAUAAAACCCAUUACAAUACCAGCUUAAGAUGCUCAUAACACUUGAAAAGGAACAAAAGAAGAGGGGAGAAAAGUAAGGGGUGGCAUGCAAUAUACAAAUAAACAUCGAACCAUGAAGACAGGAAUAGAGACAAAGAAAGUGCAUAAAAUAUGGAAUGCAAAACAAAAUAAAAGAGAGACAAUUUUGCAUGGAUAUAAAUGGAGAGGCCACAUAAUCAAAACAAAUACUCUUCAGGUAAGUUUACCUAAACUGCCCCAAUUUAAUAAAUGUUCACCAUGGAAAUCAAUGGCAGAUGUUCAAUAUGCAUAAUCUGUGUGUUAAAUAGAAUACAUUAGAAUGACAAAUUUCUGUUUUACUACUCGAAUAUUGUUUUCUUCCAUUUCGUCCUUGCAAAAUAAAACUCCUUAUGGAGUAAACUAGAGUAUAAUAUGUAAUGUCCAUUCCUACAUUUCAAGUAAAAUAAAUUUUGGAAAAUUGUGGGGGAGGGAGUGGGCAAGAGAGUAGAUAAAAUAAAUAGCUAAACAUGAAAUGGCCAACAUUUUCCUCAUACCACGAAUUAAUAUUUGUUACUCUUUCUUCUUUAACCUGCCAAUUGGUGAUCAAAAGUUUGUGGUAUAGCUAUCAAACUCUUUAUAAUUUAUUCAUUAUGCUUUUAGAAAAAAAAUUAAAAAAUGCAAAAUCUGGCUCUUAAAUAAUUUAAUUAUAUUUUUCCUCAUAUAAACCUCAUUAAUAGGUAUAAGUUAAAAGUUUGCAAGUAAAGUAAAUAAACUCAAAUGCUGAUGAGUUGAGAGCAUGCUAGCAUUUCCUACAUUUAUUGUGGCCUUUUCCUGAUUUUGUUCCUUUUGUAUUAGGAAAAUUUUACACCUACUUCUUUUUAAGUCCCUGAAUGCAACAUGAACUCAUCCACAAGAAAGGACAGAGAAAGUAUCUGAAUUUGCAAGUUUUCUGCAACUAUGGAGAAGAACAACAGUAGAGUUUGCAAAAUCUGCAAUAAGUGCUUCUCCAGUGGAAAAUCCAUGGGAGGACACAUGAGAUCUCACUUGGCUAAAUUGCCAAUUCCUCCAAAGCCUGAAACCGAGAAUCAAUCACUAGACAACUCAGCAAAGUCAACCCACUGUUCAAUUCAAUCAGCUUCCUCACUGACUAGCCAUCCCCAAAGGAAAACAACUCAGAAUUUCAGAUCAUUGAAACACAACUUCUUAGCAUCCUUGGCAAACUCAAAUAGAGAAAACGAAUCUGGGUCUUACCCUAAAAACCCAACUCGCAAAAGAUCCAAAUGCCACCGCAAAUUUAUUGCAGCAACCAAGAUGAAAGCUGAACCAAAACAAGUGAAUUCAAGCUUUGAAUCUCUUCCUGUAGAAGAAGCUGCUAGGUCUCUACUAAUGCUUUCCAAGGAUAAAUGGCCAGAAAGCAAAGAGAUCAAGACACAAAAAACAAAGGAAACAAACAGGAUGGAAGCAAAAGACAGUAAAUAUGGUAGAGAUGACUCACUUGUUCAAACUCAAUCUCAAUUCAGGUUCAAGUGCAAGAGGUGUGGGAAAACAUUUCAAUCUUAUCAAGCUCUCGGUGGGCAUAUAGCAAACCAUUCGAAAAAUGAAAAACUGUGCCAAGAAGUUCACCAAUCUGGCGAUGAGAGAAGUGGCAACAAUAGUGAUAUUUUAGAUCAAAACGUGUUUGAGUGCCCAUACUGCUCCUAAGUAUUCAAUUCUGCUCAAGCACUCGGUGGACACAAGAAGGUACACUUCUCCAAUAGGACCAAUACAAUGGUUGCUAACGCUCAAACCACUACUAAUCAAUUUGGUGGCAAAUUGGUCGUAGAUCUCAAUUUUCCAGCUCCUAAUGAGGAUUAAGAGGUUAGCAAUAUCAGUUUUUCAAGAGUCUAGAUAAGGGAGGAGGUAAAACAUUACCGACUUAAUCUGUAAUUCAGUACACAGGUAUAUACUGUGUCUUUAGUUUAGAUUGUUAAGAAUUAUGUAUGCUUUAAAUUAUUUUUAACAAUUUGACUCUGGGCUUAUAAAUGUAACAGAGAACUUCAUUUUGAUAACCAUGUCAAUGUUCUUGCUGGUGGUUUCUAUCUCCUUUGUCUGUUAAUUCUUGCUGUUUAGCCUAACUAUUUCUCCUUAUCUCAAUAAAGACCAAAAUAUUGAAUGUCUUCUUUGUUUGGGCAUGUGGGGGAUGGUUCAACAUCCUCAGUUGUCACUUUGCAUAAUUGCAAGGUUAGUGAAAAAAGUAGAAGGCCUGGAAUGGCUGGAUUCUUUAGGGUACAUGACCAGUACAAGAAUGGGACUCCACAAGCUUAGACUUUGGCCUAAUGGAUUUGGAUAUUUUAUGAAAUGGUGUAAAACACACAUAAUAUAUAACUAACUCAUUAUACAACAAUCAUAAACAAAAUUUCUGUUAUUAUAUUUAUAUAUUAAUAGAAGUUUUAACACAAAUACAAGAGUAUAUUUUUCUUCCUUAUUGUGCUUAUGAUAUAUAUACAUGUUCAAAUAUCUUUAAAUCUAAAAGAAAACUUUGAAGUUUAAACUAUGAGUUGAACCAUAGGAAAGGUGUAGUACCAAGCUGCCAGGGGAUGCUUUGAUAAGUACUUUUUAUAUUCUUCAUGGCUUUCGACAGAGAGAAAAUUAGCCUUGAUGAAUUAAACCCUUUUUAAAAGAUUAUAGCUCCCGUGCUUUCUGAUAGUUUAUCUGAAUCCAUUGCUGGCAAAAAGGCUAGAUCUAAGUGAAACACCUCAGAAACCACAAAUAUGAUAAAAGAAGGACCACAUCUAUCACCAGAAGUUUAGACAUGCCGCUAUGCAUUCAAAGAUACAAAACAGGAAUUGGGCCUGUGCACAAGUGUGGCACCCCGUGGCGGAGAGAAAGGAGAAGCAGACAGAACUCCACAGAAGCUGUCUAAUUUGAAUAACAAAGGAGAAGCAAAACACAAGUGGUAGAGAAGGGCCAAAUGGUAUCAUAUGGGAAACUCAGUUCAUAUCUUUAAAGAUACAAAAACCAAGUUAUUGUAUAAAAGAUGCAAAACUCAUGGCCUCUCGGACAUAUUGCCUAAACUUAUGAAUACAGACAGUGGUUUUAUUCGUACUUUGUUUGCUUCCAAAUCUUUAAAACAUUUAUAAUUCAUAAACUAAAGUGCAAGUAAACAAGUUAUUGAAUACACUGAAACA